UGCAGGUCAUGGCCUACCAGGAUACAGUUGGGCAGUUGGAGAAUGAGCUGAGGACCACUAAGAGUGAGAUGGCCCGUCACCUCAGGGAGUACCAAGACCUGCUGAAUGUCAAGAUGGCGCUUGACAUAGAGAUAGCUGCUUACAGGAAACUGUUGGAAGGGGAGGAGACACGUAUCAGCACUGGGAUCACCUACCCCACCCCUGCCUCAGUGUCCAGCUACAGCUACCUGUCCCGUAUGUACAGCAGCACUAGCGCUAGUGGAAAGAAGGAGGUCAAGGAUGAUGACGACAAACAUCAGCAGAGCAGCAAACCCGGCAAAGGCUCCUCCCAGUCUGACGACUCCAAGACGAGUGACAAAAUCAACUCUGGAGAUGUGAACCCCACCAACCAGAAAAACUAAAUGUCUCAACCCUCUUUCUUUCUUCCUCUCCUCCCUCCCUCUGCCUUCUCCAUUACCCUCUUCUUCCUUUUCCCAAGCAAUUCCCCUCCACAAAGGGGGUCUCAGAGAGAAAUCUAGCGAAUUUCAACUUAUUCUCCACUAAUUCACCUCCCACUCAGUCACGGGGCAGCAGUUGUUCUGUAGCAAACCACUAACUACUCAAUACACACUCUUUGAUGCAUAUAUUCUGCAUAUAUUCCUGGGCUGCACUGUGAGCCUUAUCGUCACUUUUAACUGUACUAUAACAGGCUUCUCUCAGCACAUUGCAUUAAGGAAAUGUCUAUGUGGUUAGCUUUGGUGAAGGUAGCUUAUUAUGCUGCAGUUUUUCCAAAAGCCAGCACAAAACUUGACUUGCAAUAAUAUUUUCUGUCUUACAAUAUAAGCGGUAAGCCAGUCAUUUAUUGUUGUCUUUGCAUCAUGGCAGCCCUAGUAACAAUGGCAUCUUGGAGUAUCAUUGCAUCAGAAUUGCAUCUGUUUCUUGACUCCAGUUAACUUCGGUAUACUCAUAAUGCUAAAAAAAAAAAAAAAGUAAAAAUAGGAAUCUGGAACUAUACAUGGAUAGUUUCGAAAACACUCCACCCAGCCAAAUUCCUCUCCAAGACUGCUCUUGAUUCCAUUUUAAACAUGUCUCACCCACUUGCCCUAUAAAAGGGACAAGGAUUUGAGCCUAAUAGCAAGUCCUCACAGCAUGAGGUGUAUCUGCUCUUUGCAUGGUGACUGUAUGUGGGUCCAACAGAAGUGUACCUAUACUUUCAUAGCAGUGUACCUGCCAUCCCUCUCAGUACUUAAGGCUGCAUUAGUUCACCAGCCAAUGGGCAAGACUGAGAGCAAAAUGUUACACAGUACUGCUGAAGCCUUUCACAUGCUGCUAAAUGCUUGUGAUUAAUACAAAUUCUGACAAAUACUUUAUAGUCAAUCAAGUCAGGGCACUUAAAUGUAUGUAAACGGCAUCUCGUUCAUAUCAGUUGUCAGAGUGAAAGGAUAUGGUGGAAUGACUGGGAAAGAUAUUGUGAUAGAAAUAAUAGAAUAAUAGAAAGAUAGUGUGAGUCCAGAAUUGGUUGUGUUUGGGCGGAUGAAACAAAUAUUAUGACUUUAUUAAGAAAAGUAACAGUAUAUAUUUAGAAUUUAGAAAAUGCAUUAACUUUUCAAUAUUUUACUUGUAUAUUCGUGGAUGCCUGAAGCACAUUUACAUUGUGGAAACGCAGUCACUAACACAACUUUUCACAAUGCAUCUCAAACACCUAAACUUCAUACUUGAAUCUAGUGUACUCUCAUACAAAGAAGUCACUGUCACAGUGAACCUCCAUUAACCAUGAGUCAACAAUGAAUCCCUUUGGUAAACUUAUAACAUAUUAAAAGGUAAUGCUAGUAAAAUAAUUUCAUUACACUUCUGUUACACUGCCAGGUUUUGAUACCACUUGCCUCUAUGUCAUGGCUUUGGUAAGCCUGCCUUGCUGCACUCUUUCUAUAGACAGUUUGAACAGAUUGAUAUUGUUGGGCUUAAUUCACUUUAAGAACUGUAUGAUGGGAACCGAAGUGAAUGGAUUUCUUUCUCUAUAUCGGAAUACAUUUUUCCGAUGAACACUGUGACAUUGGCAUGCUUAGCUGCGUGGGAAUGUCAGGCAAAUCUGGAAUUUUGUCUGUACAUUCUCACAGAUGCUCCUUAGGCCUGGUAACCUUAUUAUGGAUAUUCUGAGCAUUUUGGGAUUUGCUCUGUUAUUUUUGGGAGAGCGAAAGCAGAAAACAUAGUGACACAAUGCAGUUUGAAGGAAAAUUUCAAACUGCACUGCCAAACUUUUGUAAUGCAUGUGCAAUCAACAUCCCUCCAUAAAAAGUCAACCCACAUUUACACCAAUACAUAACAAUCCAUCUAAAACAUGCUACUGUUUAUGUAUGAAUGCUCUUGGAUAAAAAAUGCCUUAAGCCACCAGCAGCUUUCUGAAUCUGGCAGUGUGUGCAUUAACCUGUUAUUUCUGCUAAGAAUGUGACUUUGUUUGCUAUCUAAUGUGUAGGGGCCACUGUGUACUUGAUGACUGAAAACUUUAGGAGCUGAAUGUAGU
Sinocyclocheilus grahami is the source of this 2500-nucleotide messenger RNA. Its product is annotated as alpha-internexin-like. The record is from RefSeq and is a predicted model, not a curated record. Bases 9 to 401 code for a protein of 130 amino acids. Lineage: Eukaryota; Metazoa; Chordata; Actinopteri; Cypriniformes; Cyprinidae. Gene Ontology annotation, cellular component: intermediate filament; postsynaptic intermediate filament cytoskeleton; cytoplasm. Gene Ontology annotation, biological process: intermediate filament organization. Gene Ontology annotation, molecular function: structural constituent of postsynaptic intermediate filament cytoskeleton. The transcript has 4 exons.